UAAACCAUUUCAAAUUUCGAAAUACCAUCUGCCGACUCCUCUUCCCCCCUCCUAUAUAAACACUCCCUCCUUUCAAACCCUAGUCCUCUUUAUUCAAUUCACUCCUGUCAUAAAAUUUCAUCUAUUAUACACACUAUUUUACAACGGUCUCUGCAAUUUCUUUGAAAAACAAAAAAUGAGAGAGUGCAUCUCGAUCCACAUUGGUCAGGCAGGAAUCCAAGUCGGAAACGCUUGUUGGGAGCUUUACUGCCUCGAACAUGGCAUUAAGCCGGAUGGACAAAUGCCUGGUGACGUAACUGUUGGCGGAGGAGACGACGCCUUCAAUACUUUCUUCAGCGAAACUGGUGCUGGAAAACACGUCCCUCGUGCUGUCUUCGUAGAUCUGGAACCCACUGUCAUUGAUGAAGUGAGAACCGGAACUUAUCGCCAGUUGUUCCAUCCUGAACAACUCAUUAGCGGCAAAGAAGACGCUGCUAACAACUUUGCUAGAGGCCAUUAUACAAUUGGUAAGGAGAUAGUGGAUCUGUGCCUUGAUAGAAUAAGGAAGUUAGCAGACAACUGUACUGGGCUUCAAGGCUUUUUGGUGUUCCAUGCUGUUGGCGGUGGGACUGGUUCAGGGCUUGGUUCUCUGCUUCUGGAGAGACUUUCUGUUGACUACGGAAAGAAAUCCAAGCUUGGAUUUACCAUUUACCCUUCACCUCAAGUCUCUACUGCUGUUGUUGAGCCUUACAACUCCGUGCUCUCCACUCACUCCCUUCUUGAGCACACUGAUGUUGCUAUCCUUUUGGAUAAUGAAGCAAUAUAUGACAUCUGCCGUAAAUCUUUGGACAUUGAAAGGCCUACUUAUACCAAUCUCAACAGGCUCAUCUCUCAGGUUAUCUCAUCGCUGACAGCAUCUCUGCGAUUUGAUGGUGCUCUGAAUGUGGAUGUGAAUGAAUUCCAAACUAACUUGGUUCCAUACCCAAGGAUCCAUUUCAUGCUUUCUUCAUAUGCGCCUGUGAUCUCAGCUGAGAAGGCCUAUCACGAGCAGCUUUCUGUUGCAGAAAUUACUAACACUGCUUUUGAGCCGUCGUCUAUGAUGGUCAAGUGUGACCCGCGUCAUGGAAAGUACAUGGCCUGUUGUUUGAUGUACCGAGGCGAUGUUGUGCCUAAGGAUGUGAAUGCUGCUGUUGCCACAAUUAAGACAAAGAGGACCAUCCAGUUUGUGGAUUGGUGCCCAACUGGAUUCAAGUGCGGUAUUAAUUACCAGCCGCCUACUGUUGUUCCUGGCGGAGACUUGGCGAAAGUUCAGAGGGCUGUUUGUAUGAUUUCAAACUCCACAAGUGUUGCUGAGGUUUUCUCGAGAAUUGACCACAAGUUUGAUUUGAUGUACGCGAAGAGGGCGUUUGUCCACUGGUAUGUGGGUGAGGGUAUGGAGGAAGGAGAGUUCUCUGAGGCUAGGGAAGAUUUGGCUGCUCUUGAGAAAGACUAUGAGGAAGUUGGAUGUGAAUCUGGUGAUGGCGAAGAUGAUGAUGUUGAGGAGUAUUAAUUAGGUUAAUUUCUGUAUGUUUUGUUUGGAUGAUUAUGUAGCCAAUGGUCUCAUUGGUAGCUAAAAUUGGAAUUAGUCCAUAUUCAGUAGGUUGAUGUAAUGAUUAAGCUUUCUUCUGGAUAUGUAGUUUGUUAUUUUCAAUUUCUUAAUCUCCGAGCUUAACAAAAUAUCCAACUAA
Messenger RNA from Nicotiana attenuata, 1706 nucleotides. RefSeq names its product tubulin alpha chain-like. Gene Ontology annotation, cellular component: microtubule; cytoplasm. Gene Ontology annotation, biological process: mitotic cell cycle; microtubule cytoskeleton organization. The transcript has 4 exons. Bases 176 to 1528 code for a protein of 450 amino acids. Gene Ontology annotation, molecular function: structural constituent of cytoskeleton; GTP binding. The record is from RefSeq and is a predicted model, not a curated record. Lineage: Eukaryota; Viridiplantae; Streptophyta; Magnoliopsida; Solanales; Solanaceae.